AUGAAUCGUCCUCCACUCCACCACCAACACUCUCAUCACCGCCCUCCCUCCGAUGAUGAUGACGACUCCGAAGACGAAUUGCGACGUCCCGGCUCCUCCGGCAGUGAUGCCUCGUCCAAUGUGACCACCGUCUCCGCCACUCCUAUCACUCCCAUAGAUCGUCAACCGGGCGCCGGCUACUUCUCCCCAAACCCGCGAACGAGCUCAGCCACUUCAUCGCCUCAACACCAACAACACCAACACACUGCACGACCAAUGCCAGACGCCUCACGUCGGCCGUCUGGCCGGGGCCCCUCCUUGGAAAUGCAGCGACAUCGUUCAAGACAUCAUUCUCAGGGCUUCUUUGAACCCUCCCUCCCCACUGCCUCCUCCGAGCAGAUCCCGCAGGUCUCGGCGUCGAGGAUCGCCGCCCAGGCAGCCAUGCAACAGCAGAUGUUACAGCAGCAGCAGCAGUUACAAAUAUCACAACAACAACCAAGGCGCCCACAACAUCCUGUCUCCCCGAUGGAAGAUAGUGGCUCACGACGGAGUGUUAGUGCCUCUCCGCCGCUGAUUCCUCCUCCACUGCGAAUCAACCAACCCUCGCCGUCGCUUCCGCCGCCGACAGCAGGCAACGUCGCAACAACCGCCGCCAACGUCGUCUUCCCUCGCGCGGGCUCCCAACCCCCCGAACCCCAACCCGAGAAACAAAAAAAGAAGAAGCUCUUCUCCAAACCAAAACAUAUCGGCAUCAGCAGAGAUAAAGAUGUCUUCAAGGAUCGCGGCCUGCCUUCGCCGAGCAAGCUGCCCAGCUUGUCGCGUAUGGUCAGCUCCUCCAACACCAGUAUGGCCGAUCUCCCUUCCAACAACUCCUCCAUGUACAAUCUCUCCAAUGCCUCAGUCAGCACGGUUGUCCCUGCGGAUCGCCCGCCCGCCCCACCAGAGAAGGAUAAGGACAAGGAAAAGGAAAAGGACAAACAUAAGCACCAUUUCUUGUCGCGGCAGAAGCUCAAGUUGAAGGAGCGCGGUGACGAUCACUUUAACCUGCCUCUCUCUUCUGCGUCGAGUAAUUCUCGACCGACCGACCCCAAUGCUCCCCAAUCACUUUACUCAUUUACCAACCCGGCCUCACCGGCGCCGGGGGCUACAUUCAGCAAGUCAGUCAGCGGCUUAGAUCUGCUGCACGGUGGUCGAGCGAAAAAGAAGGAAAAAGAAGCGAUCCUCGAAAACGAACAAAUGGAAUGGCUGGCCAAUUCCAAUAGUGCGACGGGCCCCGUCGCAGGGCUUUGGCCUGAACAACAUGUCCCCGAAGACGCAUGGGAGUUCCUCAAGGCAAAACUCAUGGUCAUCUUUGACGGUGAGGAUGUGCGCAUCGCCAUUGAAGAUCUCAACAAGCUGGUUAUCGUCCACCUGCAGCGCUGCGUGCACAAACGCACACCCACAACCAUCAUCGCCGACCUCCAAGAUCUUCUCGAAACCGGCUUCGCCAACCUCAAUGCCAGCUCGCUCAUCGGUAUUCCCGAUGAAAAGGUCGUUCCGCACCUCGUGCAAAUAUGGCUCCUCUUCUUCGGCACCAUCCUCCCAUUCAUCCAGGCCGCUUUCCUCCCCCUGGACCAUGAAUUCAAGGGCAUCGGCUCCAUCAUGUCCGGUCGCGAGGCUCAUGAGUUCUGGGGCGACCUCCCCGCAGGAGGAAGUCUUGAUGUACGCAAUCUCGUCCUCAUCGCCUUCCGCGAUCGCAUCAUUCUCAACCGCUACGAUGCUCUCAAGGCUACAUUCUCCCGCCUCAGUCUCGACAGUAUCAAUGCGGGGUUUCCAACGCUCAGCGUAACGGCCAAGACAACUGGUACCGGACACGGCGGUCGGCCCGGAACAGCCGCUUCCCUAGACGCAGGAUUUGGAAGUUUCAAUUCCCAAUCUUCGACGCUGCUCAGUACUGUCGCGGAUAGUUACUCUUCCGACUCGCCGAGUGCGCUGGCAGCGGCGAAUCUCCCCCGUCCAUCGAGUAGUGAUUCCCGCAGUCGCGCUGCUUCAAAUACUUCGUCUAACCCGGACCCGGGUGUUUUCUCGGCUAUUUCUCCGCCUUCGAUCAGGCCUACGGUUAUGCAUCGUGCUAACUCGGCGGAUUCUUCACACGUUAUUACGGAGACUGUUGGUCGGAUGCUCCAAUGUGUUAGUGUGUUGGCCAGUGUUCAGACCGACGAUGCGGCGCAGGAGAAGAUUGAAAUCCUCGGUAAAACUCUCAAGCAUAAUUGGCUUGGUCGGGGACGGACAGGGAGGGAUCGACGAGGUUUUGUCGGGGCGAAGAUUCGGCCUGUUAUGGUUGGGGUUGGUGCUGGGACGCCGGUGCUGGAUGAUAAUGAGUCCCUUACGACGGCGGGGAUUAGUGUGGGUGCUAGUACCAGUACGACGAGUGACGAGAGGGGAUUCGUCUUCUUCGGAUUGGAGUCAGGGCCUUGGGGGGAAGUAUGA
This is a messenger RNA of Penicillium cosmopolitanum, 2448 nucleotides long. RefSeq lists its product as uncharacterized. The transcript is spliced from 3 exons. The coding region runs from base 1 to 2448 and encodes 815 amino acids. Gene Ontology annotation, cellular component: TORC2 complex. Gene Ontology annotation, biological process: TORC2 signaling. NCBI's taxonomy places the organism in Eukaryota, Fungi, Ascomycota, Eurotiomycetes, Eurotiales, Aspergillaceae. The record is from RefSeq and is a predicted model, not a curated record.